UCCUGUCAUGUCCUGGAUCUGUCCACGCAAAUUCAUCGGCGAAAAACUGUUCAGCCACUGGAGACGUCUGUCAGGAAGGAGUGGUACUGCCCGUGUGGAACCCUCAGAACCCCUCUGUGGGCGACAAAGUAGCACGGGCCAUUGUUUACUUCGUAGCACUCAUCUACAUGUUCCUGGGCAUGAGCAUUAUAGCAGACCGAUUCAUGUCUUCUAUAGAGGUCAUAACCUCCCAGGAGAAGGAGAUCACCAUAAAGAAGCCGAAUGGUGAGACCACCACGGCCACGGUCAGAAUCUGGAACGAGACUGUUUCUAAUCUCACUCUAAUGGCCUUGGGUUCUAGUGCCCCAGAGAUACUGCUGUCUGUUAUUGAGGUGUGCGGGCACAAUUUCGAGGCUGGCUCUCUGGGUCCCAGCACCAUCGUGGGCAGCGCUGCCUUCAACAUGUUCGUCAUCAUCGCCCUGUGUGUGUACGUGGUGCCCGAUGGAGAGACGCGUAAAAUCAAACACCUUCGGGUGUUUUUCGUCACGGCAGCGUGGAGUAUCUUUGCCUACAUCUGGCUCUACUUAAUUCUGAGUGUCUUCUCGCCUGGAGAGGUGGAGGUAUGGGAGGCUGUGCUGACCUUCCUCUGCUUCCCCCUCUGCGUGGUCCAGGCCUGGGUGGCUGACCGCCGCCUCCUCAUCUACAAGUACGUCCGCAAGCGUUACCGUGCCGACAAGAACCGUGGCAUCAUCAUUGAGACUGAGGGAGGGGCGGACGGAGGGCUAGGCAUGGAUGGUGGAGGAGGGGGAGGAGCGCUGGGUCCGGGUGGGUUCACCAAGAUGGACAUGCUGGAGCUGGAUGGACAGAUGGCGUUGAACUGUCACAGCGGGAUGGAUGGAGGGAUGAUGGAAGAGGGAGGACCGAAGGACGAGGAGGACGAGGCCAGGAGGGACAUGGCGAGGACGCUGAAGGAUCUGAAGCAGAGGCACCCGGACAAAGACAUGGAGCAGCUGAUUGAGAUGGCGAAUUAUCAGGUCCUGAUGCAGCAGCAGAAGAGCAGAGCGUUCUACCGUAUCCAAGCAACCAGGAUGAUGAUUGGAGCUGGCAACAUCCUCAAGAAGCACGCCGCCGACCAGGCUCGCAAGGUGGUGAGCAGCCAUGAGACCCAGGCCCAGGAGGACGACCCUCACACCACCAGGAUGGAGUUUGAACCCUGUUUGUAUCAGUGCUUCGAGAACUGUGGCUCCCUGAAACUGACCGUUGCCAGACAUGGAGGAGACCCUGGAGUUACUGUCAAGGUGGAUUAUCGCACAGAGGACGGUACAGCAAACGCAGGUUCAGAUUAUGAGUUUGCUGAGGGAACACUGCUGUUUAAGCCCGGGGAGACCCUGAAAGAGAUCACAGUUGGAGUGAUUGAUGACGACAUCUUCGAGGAGGAUGAGUAUUUCUACGUCCACCUCAGUAACCCUCGAGUGGUUGGUUAUCCAGAGAUUGGCACCGUCCCUCUGGAUGCUAGUGCCACCCCUAAAGCUGUUCUGGGUGACAACCACACAGCCACAGUGACCAUCUACGAUGACGAUCACGCAGGUAUCUUUACCUUUGAGAGUGCCAGUCAGAGGGUGAGUGAGAGCGUGGGUGUGAUGGAGGUGAAGGUGCUCAGGACUUCAGGAGCCCGAGGCCUGGUAGCCGUCCCUUAUCGAACCCUGGAUGGCACCGCCAAAGGAGGGGAGGACUACGAACUGGCUUCUGGCAAGCUUGAGUUUCAGAACGACGAGACUAUGAAGAUCAUCGAGGUGAAGAUUAUCGAUGAUGAAGAGUAUGAGAAGAACAAGACCUUCAUCAUCGAGCUGGGAGAGCCGGUUCUGUUGGAGAUAGGACAGAAACAUGGCGACUCCAAUGAGAACAAGCCGUUGGUGGGAGCAGAGGAGGAAGAGGUGGCUAAGAUGGGCUGUCCCAGUCUGGGUGAACACACACAAGUAGAAGUGAUCAUAGAAGAGUCCUACGAGUUUAAGAGUACAGUAGAUAAGCUGAUCAAGAAGACAAACCUGGCCUUGGUGGUGGGAAGCAGCAGCUGGAGGGAACAGUUUGUCAAUGCCGUUACUGUCAGUGCAGGAGAUGACGACGAGGAGGAGAGCGGCGAGGAGCGGCUGCCGUCCUGCUUCGACUACAUCAUGCACUUCCUCACCGUUUUCUGGAAGGUCCUGUUCGCUUUCGUCCCGCCAACAGAGUACUGGAACGGCUGGGCCUGCUUCAUCGUCUCAAUAUCGCUCAUCGGCGUCCUGACAGCGGUCACCGGCGAUCUGGCAUCUCACUUCGGCUGCACGAUAGGACUGAAGGACUCGGUGACCGCUGUGGUGUUUGUGGCGCUGGGAACAUCGGUGCCAGACACAUUCGCCAGCAAAGUCGCUGCCAUCCAGGACCAGUACGCCGACGCCUCCAUCGGCAACGUCACCGGCUCAAACGCCGUCAACGUCUUCCUGGGCAUCGGAGUGGCAUGGACCAUCGCAGCCAUCGCUUGGCGCACCGAGGGCAAGCCGUUCAAGGUGGACCCGGGAAACCUGGCCUUCUCUGUCACCCUCUUCACCAUCCUGGCCGUGGUUUGCGUGCUCACGCUGCUGUACCGGCGGCGGGCGACAGUGGCCGGCGGUGAGCUGGGCGGGCCGCGGACUUGCAAGAUGAUCACGUCGCUGAUGUUCGUCUCGCUGUGGCUGAUUUACAUCCUGCUGGCUUCACUGGAGGCCUACUGCCAUUUACCACAGUUUUAAAUGGAGAGGAGAGGGGAGGGAGAGAGACCCACUGCCAAUAUGAAGAGAGAGAGAGAGAGAA
This is a messenger RNA of Seriola dumerili (greater amberjack), 2805 nucleotides long. RefSeq names its product sodium/calcium exchanger 1-like (gene slc8a4b). NCBI's taxonomy places the organism in Eukaryota, Metazoa, Chordata, Actinopteri, Carangiformes, Carangidae. The transcript has 15 exons. Gene Ontology annotation, cellular component: axon; postsynapse; sarcolemma. The record is from RefSeq and is a predicted model, not a curated record. Gene Ontology annotation, biological process: cell communication; calcium ion import across plasma membrane; sodium ion transmembrane transport. Gene Ontology annotation, molecular function: calcium:sodium antiporter activity. Bases 168 to 2744 code for a protein of 858 amino acids.